This is a messenger RNA of Gordionus sp. m RMFG-2023, 1719 nucleotides long. RefSeq lists its product as uncharacterized. The record is from RefSeq and is a predicted model, not a curated record. The transcript has 9 exons. Bases 1 to 1719 code for a protein of 572 amino acids. NCBI's taxonomy places the organism in Eukaryota, Metazoa, Nematomorpha, Gordioida, Chordodea, Parachordodidae.
AUGCGCCGUUUAACAACACUGGCCCUAUGCCCGGCUUGGGCUGCUGGAAAUAAUUUUUAUUCUUCAAACCAAUUAUUGUAUACGGAAAUGUUCGUAAAAGUAUCACUUGAAAAUGGCUCGCCGGCAAUGUCUCCACUGUCUGAACCAGAAAAAAGUUGUCAGGGAGAGGUCACCCCGCAUGUCAAUCUUCGCAAAAAAAAUUCGAUUAUUUACGACGCCGAUACCGAAUCCAGCCCUAUCGCCGCUUCCAGGGCCAAACAUCGCACGCGACAUUUCGCCGAAAAAAAGAUCUCCGAAAACAGUUUUUCCGAUAAUCAGGACGCUUUAAGAACCCCCAAAAAAUGGAAAGAUUUGACGAAUAAACCGUAUAUCAAAAUUUUAAAUGGAAACGAGACAAAUGCUCAAAGUUUAGAUGCCCUAAUAAUAACGAAUAACCAACGAAACGUUCAAUUAAUCGAACACGUUUUACCUAAAAGCGCGAAAUAUAUCCCUUAUAACCGUAGUAGAUUGUACCAUCGAAAUAACCCAACCUUCAAAGAGGGCUCUUUAAGCGAUUCCAACGUUAAAAAUGAUGGAACGAUCCCGGAAAAAUUAUUGAUCCACAAUUCCACGUUCUCGACUCACGCCACGACCACGCCCAAACACGGUAUACUAAAGAAUUUUGAUCCUAAUAACCGUCAAAGAUUAUACGCCACCGAUUCGAAACUCUUCGAGUUAAAAGCCAGGCAAAGGCAGGACAUGUGUAAUGGUGCCAAAGAUGAUCCGAAUCCUAUCAAAAAGCGCAUCAGAUUUGCCCUGGGCGAUGACAAAAGUGACAACGUCAUUUUCCCGAUGACUGGCACUUCGUCUGAUAACAAGGUUUCCUUAAUUGCAAUGGAAAAUGUUGCGCCACAAAUUUUGCUAGAGGAUGUAAAAUAUAUCAAAAAGCGUUCAAAUCUUGGAAACAAGAUGAAUUUCCCGAUAUCUCCUGUCAUCAAGAUGACAGAUGUCACUCCUGGCGUCGAAAGAUUGGAAGAAAAAUUGGACAAAGAUUUGGUGAGCGAAUUAGCUGUAAUCGAUGAAAAAUUAGACGAAAGCUUGGUGGAAGAAGAAAGCGAAAUAGCGGUAAUCAACAAAGGAUCGUCAAACGCUGCGACGGACGUGCUGGACUUGGAUCUGCCAACGUUGCCUACCAUUUCGAAUAGAUUUCCCAACAUGUCACGUGACAUCGCUAACGAUUCGAAGAUCACCGAAAUCGAUAAAACCAAAUCUAGUAUUACUUUCGAUAAACCGUACCAAUUAUUCAAUCGAAAAGAAAAAAUGGCGUCUACGAUUUGUAGCGACGUUUCGAAUAAGUUGAACAACGAUACGGAUUUGAUGUCAUCUUGUUCAAUGGAUGACAGCUACGAACUCCGAAAAAAUACUAUAACAGAUGGUGAGAACUUAAUCCUGCCCGACACCCAAAUAUCGGCCACUCAGGUCAUCUAUCCACCUUUGGUUCUUUGUCCGGAUUCUGUUCAAAUCAUUCUACCACAUCUAUCCUUCACCGGAUUAUCCAAGAGUCUGGAGAAAGCUCUGACUACGAGAAAUAUCCUUACGGUGGGACAGUUUAGUUCUCUGACGGAAUUGGAUAUUCAUUACUUACCCAUACCUUCGCCCAAAUUGCUCAGAUGCUUGAAAAUAUUGACCAAAUUCCAGGAAAAGAAAUGCCAACGAAAGAACAGGGAAGAUACGAUGUGA